Molecule: messenger RNA, 674 nt
Organism: Vitis vinifera (wine grape)
Lineage: Eukaryota; Viridiplantae; Streptophyta; Magnoliopsida; Vitales; Vitaceae
Exons: 2
Coding region: 80-625 (181 amino acids)
Source: RefSeq, a predicted model, not a curated record
ACUCUGAGAAAGGGUAGAGCUACAAAUAUAUAUUUUGGGGUACUCUGAGAAAGAGUAGCUACACCUGCAUCUGCGCUUCAUGGACAGACAACGUGAGCAAGAUCAAGGAUCAAGUGAAUCCCUUGAGAUCCAAGUUUUUUUCGGCUAUCUUUCAAUUUUGGGUGGUCUCCUUGCAGUAAAGAAUCAAGGCGGCGUUAGCGUUUCCCUGUUCGAAGAACAUAAAAAGAUUAUAUAUGUUUUUGUUAUUGUUAUUUCAAUCUAUGUUGCAACGAUUAUUGUUGGUAAAAAGCUUGGGACGAAGGCUAUUGAGCCCAUUCGACUCCUCGCUGCCACAAUUGCCCCAAUCUUACUCUUCUUGAUUGUAGUUCCAGAAUUAGGAUGGCCGGCGCUUGGUUUAUGGGUCAUCCUUGCAGCAAAAAUGGCAUGGGACUACUUACGACAACUAUAUCAUUGGCUUGGUUCAUGCUGCGUACGGCCUUCUCAAAACACUCCAAGUGAUACUGAUCAACAGCCUUGUGGAGAUCUUUCUCAAAACACUCCAAGUGAUACUGAUCAACAGCCUUGUGUAGAUCUUGUUUCAAUUUCUAUUCCUCCGACGGAUGGAUUACAACUCUCUCACAACUAAUUGUCUCUUAUCAUAAAUUUUUGUCUGCUUCCCACUUACAAGGAUAAAA